This is a messenger RNA of Hemicordylus capensis (graceful crag lizard), 5871 nucleotides long. It is a transcript of the gene AXIN2, whose product is annotated as axin 2. Gene Ontology annotation, biological process: negative regulation of canonical Wnt signaling pathway. The record is from RefSeq and is a predicted model, not a curated record. The coding region runs from base 557 to 3106 and encodes 849 amino acids. The transcript has 11 exons. NCBI's taxonomy places the organism in Eukaryota, Metazoa, Chordata, Lepidosauria, Squamata, Cordylidae.
CCCUCCCACUUCUAUCAGCACCCCCUGUGAACUCCAAAGAGGCACUGCAUGCUUCCUUAGGGGUCAGUUGUUACAUAGGACUACUAGGAGAAAGCAACUGGCUUAAGACUUCUCUGCCCCCUCUCCUUCUCCUUCUCUGAUCCUGAGAUCUCUCGGCAAACCUUUUUCUGCCCCCCCCCCCUUUUCUUUACCUCCCCUUCAGUCAGUCGCCAUUUCUGGAGAUUUUUCUUUUAUUUUUUUCUUGUUGGCCCCCUCUGAAGGAUUAUACUUUGAAGGCAUGGUGCCUCAUGGACUGUAAUUUUUUUUUUUUAAAAAAAUCAGUUUGAUUUAAAACAACAACCAACACCAUUAUCUGCCUUCCUCUCUUCCUGAUGGGGGUGUUUCUUGUUGUAAGGUGGGGGACAGCUUGAAGGCAUAAUAGGCUUGGAAUGUCGUCUUCAGUUCAGAGAGAAGUCUUGGAGGAUCCCCUGCUGACUUGAGAAAGGAAAGAGAGAGGCACACAGAUUACUGAGGAACUUAAAAAGAAAAAGCCCUGCCAGGAGGAACUCCAGGAACCAUGAGCAGUGCAGUGUUGCUGACUCACCUUCCAGACCCCAGCAGUAGCUUCAGAGAAGAUGCCCCACGCCCCCCUGUACCAGGGGAAGAAGGAGAGACACCAUGCCACCUGCCUGCCAACUUGUUUGUCAUGAGAAACCAAAGCUUCAAGGCCAUGUCAGUUUCUUCCAACCCAAGGAGGAAUGAGGAUGGUCUUGGGGAGCCAGAAGGCAGUGCAUCUCCAGACUCCCCUCUAGCACGAUGGACCAAAUCCUUGCAUUCCUUACUGGGAGACCAAGAUGGUGCCUAUCUCUUUCGGACCUUCCUGGAAAGGGAAAAAUGUGUGGAUACAUUAGACUUCUGGUUUGCCUGCAAUGGCUUCAGGCAGAUGGACCUUAAGGAUACCAAAACUUUAAGAGUAGCCAAAGCUAUAUACAAAAGGUACAUUGAGAACAACAGCAUUGUCUCCAAGCAGCUUAAGCUUGCUACUAAGACCUACAUAAAGGAUAGUAUCAAGAAGCAGCAGAUAGAUUCUAUAAUGUUUGAUCAGGCACAGACUGAGAUUCAGACCAUGAUGGAGGAAAAUGCUUACCAGAUGUUUUUAACUUCUGAUAUAUACCUUGAAUAUGUAAGGAGUGGGGGAGAAAAUCCUGCUUACAUUAACAGCAAUGGACUGGGGAGCUUAAAAGUUGACUGUGGCUAUCUCCCUACCUUGAAUGAAGAGGAAGAAUGGAGCUGUGCAGAUUUUAAAAACAAACUUUUGCCAUCCGUACUUGGGCUGUCCAGUAAAACACUGAGGGCUACAGCAAGUGUCCGAGCUACAGAAACUGUGGAGAAUGGAUUCAGGUCCUUCAAGAGGAAUGAUCCUGUUAACCCUUACCAUGUGAACUCUGGCUACGUCUUUGCUCCUGCCACUAGUGCAAAUGAUAGUGAAAUAUCUAGUGAUGCCCUCACUGAUGAUUCUAUGUCCAUGACAGAUAGCAGUGUUGAUGGGAUCCCUCCUUAUAGACUUGGGAGCAAGAAGCAGCUCCAGAGGGAGAUGCAUCGUAGUGUCAAGGCCAACGGUCAAGUUUCUCUACCUCACUUUCCAAGAACCCACCGUCUUCCUAAGGAAAUGACCCCUGUGGAACCAGCUACCUUUGCAGCCGAGCUCAUUUCCCGGUUGGAAAAGCUCAAGCAAGAGCAAGAGACCAUGGACUGCCUGGAAGAGAGGCUGCAGCAAAUCACAGAGGAUGAAGAGAAGGAGGGCUCCGACAUAACUAUCACUGCACAGAGCAGCAUUACGGUCACUGCACAGAACAAUCGGGAGGUUGUGGCCUCUCAGCACCAGCAGCACCCUCUCACUCUCUUACCAUCUGGCAGCUACGAGGAUGACCCUCAGGCAAUCCUGGACGACCAUCUCUCACGGGUGCUGAAGACACCCGGGUGCCAAUCUCCAGGCAUGGGGCGGCACAGCCCUCGCGCACGCUCUCCAGACCGCCUCCCCGGUGGCAAGUUGCUCCUGGCACCGGGUACCGCCUCCAUCCCUGCUACCUGUGCCCUCAUUGGCAAAGGAUUUAUCACUAAGCAGACCACCAAGCACGUUCACCACCACUACAUCCACCACCACACCAUUCCCAAGACGAAGGAGCAGAUAGAAGCCGAGGCAGCCCAGCGGGUCCAGUGCUUGUGUUCUGGGGGCAGUGAUUACUAUUGCUACUCAAAGUGCAAGGGACACUCCAAGGGGGCAGACCUUCCUGUGGCUCAGCUAGAGCCGUUUGGCAGAACUGGGAUGCUACCGAAAAGGAACUGUAAGCUACCAGAUGGCAUAGUCCUGCCAGGUGGGGAAGGAGGAGGAGGGCUCUCCAUACUACCAGGGAUCCAGCUACCUGGAGGGGAGGCGGACCGCUCACAAAAUGUCUGGCAGUGGAUGCUAGAGAGUGAAAGACAAUCUAAGCACAAGCCCCAUAGUACACAAAGCACAAAGAAAGCCUACAAUUCCGAGUCCACCAGAGGCAUGGCUGGGGAGCGUCCAGCCCGUCACCACCUCUGGGGGAACAGCAGCCACCCACGUUGCGCCCAGCCUGCCCACCCCUUUGUCCAGGACCCUGCCAUGCCCCCGCUGACGCCACCUAACACUCUGGCCCAGCUGGAGGAGGCUUGCCGGAGGCUAGCAGAAGUGUCCAAGCCUCAGAAACAACGAUGUUCAACCUCAAAUCAGUCGAGGGAUCGCAACCACUUGACUUCUGUACCAGGAGGAAAUGGUCCUUUCUGCAACACAAGUGUAGCAACAGAAGAUCACAAAGAACCAAAGAAACUCCCUGUUGUUCAUUCCUCUCAACCUAGUGAAUUGGUUGUCACUUAUUUUUUCUGUGGAGAAGAAAUUCCCUAUAGGAGGAUGUUAAAGACCCAGAGCCUGACACUUGGGCACUUUAAAGAGCAGCUGAGCAAAAAGGGAAAUUAUAGGUAUUACUUCAAAAAGGCAAGUGAUGAAUUUGACUGUGGUGCAGUUUUUGAAGAAAUCUGGGAGGAUGGUGCCAUUCUGCCCAUGUACGAAGGAAGGAUCCUUGGAAAAGUUGAGAGGAUUGACUGACUGACUGGCUGGCACUGUCUACUGUGUGUGUGUGUGCGUGUUUAAAGAAACAUAAGCUAAAAAUGCUGGCAUUUGGAGACAACCACCAAACAAAGCUCUUGAAGGAAGGACUGAACCAAUGAAGAAAAAGCAACAAAAAUAAAUUGAGAUCUAUGAAGACUUUGCCAAAUCAGCCUUAGCAAUUUAAAACAAAAAAGGUGUUUGUUUGAGCUGGGUACCGAGAUGUUAAAAACCCUGAACUAUUUAUUAAAAAUAUAACCACUCUGGGUUAUUGAAGAUGCAGACCAUGUUUUGAAAGACUUCCAUACAUAAUAUAUGGCUUCCUGGGGAUCCCAAACCUAUGGACGAAGAGAAAACUGUGUACAGCUUCCCUUACAGUAAUCCUUAUUGAUAUUUAUUGAACAGUCUGUUUUCCCCCCCUUAAGUCCAGUUUAUGGACAUGCUGCUUUAAACAAUGGAGAAAAAGAGGGGAUGUGAUGUAGAGAAAAGGGGUGGUUUUAUAUUUUAUUUUUUACAUUGUUUCCACUGUCUAAAUAACUAGAAUUGUGUCUUCUAUUAAAACAAAAGUGCAUUCAUUCCUGCCAUGUUUGAAAACUAACUGGAAUUGUCUUUGUUCACCAUUUGUCCAGUUUUUUUAUUUGUUGGAAAAAAGAGAGAAUGAAUGGAUAUUGUCCUACACGUUUAUUCCUUUAGAGAGGGAUGCAUUUGAAUCAAUGUUGCUUUGUGCAGAUGUAACCUUCUCAAUUUCUUAACAAUGGUUAUGAGUUUGGGAGCACCCCAUGGGUUUGCACACUUUCCCCUUUGCUCCUCCGUGUGUGUGUGUGUGUGUGUGUGUAACCAUAGUGCAGUGUUAUGUCUGCACCAGUGUUAAUAGUAACCAUGUUUAUUUUAACAUUUUGCAAACUUGCUUCUAAAUAUGGUUGCAAAGUCUGUUUUGAAGCAUAUCAUGCCUAGUGUUAACACUGAUUCAGAUGUAAUGCUGGUUAACUUUGAAAAGCGAGGGCAGGGGGAAAUGCAUGUGCAGGAUUGCAAAGGGAAAGGAGCACAUGAGCCCACAGGCACUCCUUACCAUUAUUAAGGAGAUUAGGAAUGUUGCAUGCACGCCAGACCUAACAACAUCAUGGGUUAAAUAAUAAUGUAAGGGUCUUGUACAAUUUCUCUGGUGAGAAAUAGACAUCUGUAUUUGUGCUUCUUGUCAGUUACAUGCAUUGUGUCCAGUGCCUGCCUUUAGAUAGGCAGUCUGUAGCAAGUCUCAUUCAAGCAUAGAAUUGAUAAGGACCCAGUGGAUCAGAUAGUUCAGCUUUCUGACAGGUGCCAGUUCUAAGCAGUGGGAAAGUGGUACAAGAAACCAUCCAGUGCACACUGACAAUUAUUUUAUUCAUUUUUUUAAAAAAAAUCCAUUUUAAAAAAAUGAUUUUUUAAAAAAAUGCACAGAGUACCAUGGGCAGUUAUGCACCCACCCACGUUGCUGUGGGCAUCUAAAACAGCACUGACACUGUUGUGCAAGAGUGCUCUGUGCAAUGGCUGUAGUGUUGCGAAAGCACAAUUUGAUUGUGCAGUUUUAUGUAUUAGCACAAGAGCACCCUUGCACAACAGCACCAGCGCUGUUUUAGACACCCAUAGCAGCAGCGCAGCUGGUGCAGACCCACCUGCGAUAUGCAGCACAUCAUGUCAGCCACUGAUGAUCUUCACCAAAAUCAACUAUACUGCUUUCUUAUUAUUAAAGAAAAGAAAAAAAGUCAUUCUUUCAGUCAUGGCACUUUUUGUAUUACAAUUGUAAUUUGUAAGCCAAAUUGUGAAAAUAUAUGUGGAAGGAUGCCUAUCCUAGCUGUAAUGCUUUGAGUGAAUGAUAGUUACUAGUUGGUGCCCUGUAUAACCUUGAACAUCUUGCUCCAACGAUCUCAGUGAAAUUCUCACUCACUUCAAGAGUUUCCCUACAAAUGUUCCACUGAGUUCCAUAAGAGUGAAUAUCAUUUUGGGAGCACACUCCCUAGGGCUGUUACCAUUCUGAUCAUCAAAAAGAAUUCAUAGAAUCAGACAACACAGUCUGUGAGAUCUCAGCUUUCCAGCAUGUCUGGGCAAGUGAGACAUUUUAGCCCUUUGUCAGCAGUGAUGAUGCAGUGGCUGCCUUCUGGGGCUGCAUUUGGAACAGCUUUUGCCUCUGUUUCCCAAUCUGCUGAAGCAGAAAUGCUCAUUGACUGAAUUACGGAAAAGGUGCAUGGAAUACAUUUUGUUGUGCUAUAAAACAUCAUACAAGUUCCCUAGUGGGACUGCACCAUGUUUGUGUGUAUUGGGACAAAAUAACCCCACUCCCCAAAAGACAUUUUAUUUCUACAUUUUGAGUUUUAAUUGGUGUAUUUUAUGCUUUCCUCUUUUCUUUUCUUUUUGGCAUAAUACGUCUGUAUAUAGUGUAGAAAAAUGUGGUGGAAAGAAAAAACCUAUUAAUACACUAUCUCUAGUGUGUGUUUUUUUAAAAAACACUUCAAUCAGUACAGUACCUGUGCCUCCAUGGUGUUACUAUACCAUGUUUCGCCCUGUGUUCAGGGUCCAAGUUCUCCCUUGUUGUUUAAGGGGUUUAUGUAUAAAUAUAUUUUAUGCCUUUUUACUACAAGUCUUCUACUUAUGACUUUUGCCAUGACAUUUGUUCUACUUAUACUGUAAAUUAUGCAUUAUAAAGAGUUUCAUUUAAAGAAAAAUUACUUGGUACAAUAAUUAUUGUAAUUAAGAGAUGUAGCCUUUAUUAAAAUUUUAUAUUUUUCAAAUUA